This is a messenger RNA of Bipolaris maydis ATCC 48331, 2766 nucleotides long. The record is from RefSeq and is a predicted model, not a curated record. Lineage: Eukaryota; Fungi; Ascomycota; Dothideomycetes; Pleosporales; Pleosporaceae.
UUCUUUUACUGUUCCUAUGUGAGGCAGCUAUCAAGUUAACAGAAGAUGCCUGUAUGCACACACCUGGAGAGGUUGACUUACAUAAUAAUGGCCAGGCUCUUCACCAAGUAAAAGGUAAGUUUACAUGACUUUGGGUGGUAUGCAUCGCCAAGUGCUCGGCAGCAACUUCGCACCUGCAGAGAGUGGAGAAAGAUGCCAGAGUCAGCUCACAGUUCGUAGGGAAGCUAGUUUUGAUCAAAAUCCACUGCUUGGCACCCAUAUAUCAAACAGCGGUCACGCUUUCUACUUCAGCGUAAUUCCCUUAAGUCCCCUGUGUGACUGUCACGUGCAAGAGGGCGCACAGCAGGUCAAGACACAUGGCCCGAUGUGCGGUGGUGAAUGGAUGAUCAUUGUCUUCAGUUUAUCAGGUCACUUCAACAUCCGAGUAUUAUCUGCUCCAAACUCCAUAAGAAUUUCGCCUACUAAUAUGGCCAGCGCUAUGUCUAGCGAUUCUGAAUAUGAAGGCGUCGAUACGCCAAUCACGCCGGUGCCUAUCGACCCGGAUUCUGUCACUACAAGCUCUCUGCACGCUUUACAGUCUGCGGAUCAGCGGAAAGUUAUGGAUAUCGUAGACAAGCUGCGACAUGUGAUCGAAGAGGCAACACAAGCAAUGGGUUUGGGAGUAGUAGGUGGUAUCAAUUCAAGGGCAUUCUCUCGUGAUGUGCUAUCGGUCGAGAUCACUGGUCCAGCCAGGCCUCAAUUAACUCUUGUCGAUCUUCCAGGUCUCAUUCAUGCUACCAACAAAGCACAAACCGAGACCGACAAAGAGCUGAUCCUCAAUCUGGUUAAGGAGUACAUGAGAAAUCCUCGUACCAUUAUUCUGGCAGUGGUUAGCGCAAAGAACGAUUACGCUAAUCAAAUCAUCCUCGACCACUGCCGCAAGAUCGACGAGCAGGGUCGUCGUACCCUUGGCAUCAUCACCAAGCCUGACUUCCUCCGUGAAGGCACCGACAACGAGCUGACCUGGAUCGAGUUGGCUCAGAACAAGGAUAUUUACCUAGAGCGGGGUUGGCACAUGCUCAAGAACCGUGGUGAUAAUCAGAUGAAGUUCUCCUUUGAGGAACGCAAUGCAGACGAGGACUUGUUCUUUAGCAAGGGUCGUUAUGCUGAUCUGCCUCGUGAGUGCGUUGGCAUUGGCUCUUUGCGCGAGCGUCUUAGUAAGGUGCUACUCCAUCACUUGAUCAAGGAGCUCCCUUCUUUGAAGGAUGAAAUGGUCAGCAAGCUUCAAGGUACUAUUGCAGAGAUUGAAAAAUUAGGCGACAGUCGCAACACUAGUCAUGAGCAGCGUAUGGUUCUGAUGAAGAUCAGCAUGCGCAUCAGCGAUAUCCUGAAUUCUGCUAUCAAGGGCUACUACGAAUCAUCGUUUUUUGGCCGAAUCAAUAUGGACGCAGCUGUUGAUGCGCCUGAGAACAUCCGCCGCUUUCGAGCCGUGAUUCAACAUCUCAACAUCAAUUUCGCCAACAAUAUGCGCUUAAGGGGUCACAAAUACACAUUUGGAGUCGGUCCCGGUGACGAAGACCAAGAAAUUGAAGAGGAUGUAAGAGCACAGAAAGAGCUUGAUGAUCUCGAGGAACGUCCGGAGCUCAUGCUCCUUCCUAAGCCCAAAAAACUUACACGCGGAGAAGCCAUCGAAUGGGUCAAGAAGACCCUAGAGCGUUCCCGUGGCCAUGAGCUUCCUGGAACGUUUCAGCCAAUGCUGAUAUCACAGCUUUUCUGGGAGCAGUCCCAACCAUGGGAGCAGAUCGCCUCUCAGCAUGUUAGCACAAUUGCGAGUGCUUGCAAGGAGUUCAUCGAUGCUGUUCUCCAGGAUGCCGCUCCAUCUGAGUUCAAGGACAGGCUUACUACCCUCUACGUAGAUGGUGCUUUAGCUCAAGCCCUUUCUGACGCGAAAGCAGAACUGCACAAGAUUCUCGUGGACAAAGCUCGCCACCCAGCUACUUAUAACCACUACUUUACCACCACUGUACAGAAGAUGCGUCAAUGCAAGCACCAGGAGAUCAUGAAGAAAGCCACAGAAGCCUCAGAAGUCAAUAUUUAUAAUCUCGACGGCAAAUUAUGUAAGCAUGUUGACCCCGGUAAGCUCACAGAGGCCAUGAACAAAGCGAUAGAGCUGGACAUGGACGUCUUCUCAAGCCAGGAAGCCCUCGAUACCGAGCGUGCGUUCUACAAAGACGAGAUCAAGUACUUUGUCAACGCCAUCACCAAGGCUGUCAUUGAGCGCCACCUGGUUGCACCCCUCCCUGAUAUCAUCCUUUCCCCUCUGGUUGUGACACAGAUGACAGAGAAAGAGGUGGAAUUCGUUGCCGCUGAGCCUCCUGAGAUCACGCAGCAGCGUCUUCAUCUGGAGUCUAGGAAGAGUAUGCUGGAGAAAGGGUUAGAAACGUUCAGAGAAGCGAUGGGAGGACUGAAGCGAUAGCUAUAUAGAAGUUACACACCUAGCCCCUGGGUUUAGUAGCCCAGAGUCCACAAUGCCUUAAUCAAAGCAGAUGAAUGACGGAGAGUCCUUUGUCGAGUUAAAUUAUGACCUCUGUUGAAUUCCACAACCUCACACACGAAAUCACAACAAAUACGACAACAGAUACACGCUGUUAGUUGAUGUAAACUCUAGCGGAGUGCAUGUUUGAGCAGGAUACAAAAGAAACUAGAGCACAGCGCGGUGAGAAGAUUGGCACCAGCUGUUGCAAUGUAUAGCAACAUGCAAAGUUCGAACAGUGAAAAAUAAGAAAC